This is a messenger RNA of Glycine soja, 1472 nucleotides long. RefSeq lists its product as uncharacterized. Lineage: Eukaryota; Viridiplantae; Streptophyta; Magnoliopsida; Fabales; Fabaceae. The transcript has 7 exons. The coding region runs from base 708 to 1208 and encodes 166 amino acids. The record is from RefSeq and is a predicted model, not a curated record.
UCCACCGCUAGAAAAAGCAUAACACUUCAGAAAUUUCUCACAUAGGGUUUGGAUUUUUCGAGCAAUAUUCUCUCUCUGUCACUUCACCUCACACGAUCUCGUUCCGAUUGCACGCGUUUUAAUGAUCUUCGUCUUCCACGGCCUCUGAUUUGGCUUUGAUCUCUCUUGUCGCACCUCUCUGCCAGAACCAUCAUCUCCGUGCAGGGCGACCACCACCACUACCACCACGAGAUUGGGUUUUCAAUUAGGGUUUUUGUUGAAUCGUUUCUUUGGGUUUUGAUUCUGGAAUUUGAAAAUUGAAGGGAAAAUGAUGGAAAGAAGAGAGGAAGAAGAGGGAGAGCGUAUGUAGUUGUUUUGGGGGACAUUGGAAGAAGCCCUCGAAUGCAGUACCACGCUCUUUCACUCGCUAAUUAGUGGACAUGUAGAGGAUGCUGUGAAGAGCUAUAAACAAGCAUUGAUUCUUCGUCCAGACUUCUCUGAACUAACUUACAAUCUCCUUCAUACACUUCAGCUUGAACAAAUAGAAUGCAGAGUUAAUAGUGCUGAGAGAGAAGCGAAGUUGCUAACCGAACAACUGAAACAUCUUAUAUGAGGAUCAGCAUGAUGAGCCUGCAAAACUAACAUUGCUGAUUACAUGCUAGCUGCCGUUGAAAAUUAAGAGACACAUAUCAGACCUCUGUUUUCCAAGGAGUUUCUUUUCUUCAAAUAUGGAUGAGAACAUGAAACAGUUCCAAAAGAAAUUAACAGAACUGGAAGUGGAAGCUGAGCAUCUUCUUUUAGCCCGACAUCAGCUGGUUGAGAACGAUAGAUUGAGAAAUGGGAAUAGAGAAGCACUUACUGCAUUAAGGAAAAGGGCUCGAACAACAAAGAGCAGUGUUCCAUCUCCUUUUGAAUCAAUAAUGAAGGGAGUUGCAGGGUCCAGCUCAAGACCUUUGGUGCAAGAGGUUUGCACCACCUGUGGCAAACAUGACUCUUCUGAGCAGACGUGGAUGAUGUUUCCAGGAACUGAUCUGUUUGCCAGAAUUCCAUUUCAUGCGGCUCAUACUAUAUUGGAAACAGAUCAAACGCAGCUUGACUUCGAGUCAAAGAGACUACAGAGCAUUGUGAAGGAAAAAUCUUACAUUAUAUCAGAGGCAGGUGUUCUUGCAGACAAGAUAAGUCCUGGAGUGCUCAAAUCACUUGUAUCCUUAAACGACAAGCCAAAGUAAGAUGCUUUGAGCUGACUAUUUAGUGAGAAACCUUGUGGUGGCAGUAUCAACUGGGUGGAAAAUGGCAAGUGUUUUCUGGAAGUCUUUCAUGAGGCAUUUAGGCUGAGGUUUAUCUAUUCUGUUGCUGUGAUUGUGUAAAAAAGUUCCCAUGUUUAUACUAUGGCUGCUACAUUCAAUCCUAGAAAUGGAGCAAUUGUUACACAUUCAGAGCAUGGUUGGUUUUAACUUUUUUUUUAAAGAAAUAACCAUUUAUUUUUACAAACU